AUGCCGGUGCGGGUGAUCAGCUGGGCGUUUAUCCGGCUGCGGCAGAGCAGUGGGGGCGGAGGACACCUCCCGGAAGAAACAAAAAGCAUCCCCGCCGAGGCAGCGGGGCGGCUGGUGAGGAGAGACCAGGGGAGUGAGCUCCAGCAUGGAGGAGAUCAGCCGCCACACUCAGCUGCAGCGAGAGCAAGGGGCGGAGCCAGCACGAGCUCCGAGAAAGCCGGCAACACAACUGGCAGCAGUGCUGGUGGUUGGACCGGCUCCGAUGCUGUCGGCGGCGCCAGUGAGGAAGCCGGCUGCAUUGUAGGCAGCAGAGCCGGUGGAGGAACCAGCGGCAUCUGGAACAGCAGAGCCAGGGAGGAAAUUGACUGUGUUGCAGGCAGCAGAGCCGGGGAAGGAACCGGCGGCAUCCUGAGCAGCAGAGCCAGUGAGGCAACUGGCUGUGUUGCAGGCAGCAGAGCUGGGGAAGGAACCGGUGGCAUCCUGAGCAGCAGAGCCAGUGGAGGAACCGGCUGUGUUGCAGGCAGAAGGGCCAGCGAGGGAACCGGCCGCAUUCCAGGCAGCAGAGCUGGGGAAGGAACCGGUGGCAUCCUGAGCAGCAGAGCCAGUGGAGAAACCAGCAGCCGGAUUAAGGAAGGAGCCGAGGCAGAAGGGCUGGGCUGGCGACCCCGGUAG
This is a messenger RNA of Alligator sinensis (Chinese alligator), 672 nucleotides long. Its product is annotated as circumsporozoite protein-like. The transcript has a single exon. The coding region runs from base 1 to 672 and encodes 223 amino acids. Lineage: Eukaryota; Metazoa; Chordata; Crocodylia; Alligatoridae. The record is from RefSeq and is a predicted model, not a curated record.